Molecule: messenger RNA, 225 nt
Organism: Triticum turgidum subsp. durum (durum wheat)
Lineage: Eukaryota; Viridiplantae; Streptophyta; Magnoliopsida; Poales; Poaceae
Source: the annotation of a GenBank genome assembly
AUGUUAGCGCCAAAGCUCAAGACUAUCAAGAUAAGGGGCUGUUGGAGCCUCAGGCGCUUGCCCGCCGUUGCCAAGCAAUACCCCGAAGUGGACUGCGAGAAUGAUUGGUGGGACAACUUGGAGUGGGACAAGGGGGAUGCAAACCACCACCCUUCGCUCUACAAGCCCAGCCACUCGAGGUACUACAAGAAGGCCCAACUGCCGAGAGGUACUGUACUCAGGUGA